UAACAAACAAUAUUAUGCUCCUACUGGAUCCUGUGAGACAGUACAUCGAGUUCUUUAAACAAACACAAUGGAAAUCAAUACAAUUAGGAACACGUGUUCGACGUGGACCGAAUUGGCACUUGGGGAAUCAAGAUUCAAACAUGGCGGGAACAGUUAUCGGGGAGGAUGAUGAUGGUACGAUUCGCGUAGAAUGGGACAGUGGUCAUAAAAACCGUUACCUUUAUGAUGAAAAUAUGAAAGUCUUUCAUAUCAAACCAGUAAAUGAACCAAGAAGAUUAAUAGAUGAGAUAAUUGGUGUAGGCUGCAAAGUAAAAAGAGGUAAAGACUGGAAACAUGGCAAACAGGAUGGUGGACGAGGUAGCAGAGGAACAGUGUUACGUGUUGUAAAAUACGGUAAAGUUUUGGUUUAUUGGGAAAGAGGUAGACUUGGCAUUUACAAGUUUGGGAGUGAAAAUCUGUUUGAAGUGGAAGUAUGUGAGCAUGGUUGGACUUCAAAUGCACCCGAUACCAUAGAAGAUAAGGCGAAUAACAGACAGGAUGUGAUGCCAGAUUUACCACUUAUCCUGCCUUCUCAUCUAAGUAAAGAUACAACGAGGAAUACCCAAGAAGAAACACAAUGAACAAGCGAUACUUUUUUCUGCGGUGUGCUCAUUUGAAGCUAAAGAUUACCUUGUU
This is a messenger RNA of Mytilus californianus (California mussel), 675 nucleotides long. RefSeq lists its product as uncharacterized. The transcript has 6 exons. Gene Ontology annotation, biological process: protein ubiquitination. NCBI's taxonomy places the organism in Eukaryota, Metazoa, Mollusca, Bivalvia, Mytilida, Mytilidae. Gene Ontology annotation, molecular function: ubiquitin-protein transferase activity; metal ion binding. The record is from RefSeq and is a predicted model, not a curated record. Bases 15 to 620 code for a protein of 201 amino acids.